ACCCUCAAUGAAAUAAAAUUAUUUUCCCGACCGAAUUGAUUGACCUAUGAAAAUAAAUAUUUUUAGGUUAUGUGUACUCUACGCUCUCGUUAUUAGAAGAUAUAAUUGUAACUUAAAAUGAAAUACUAGCUACAUUGGUUUAGUUAAAUAUAACUGUGUAAUGAUUCUCUUAUAAAUAUGGCAGAAUAUAAACGACCUCCCGUGGACCCCAAUUUAAAAGAAUUCAUGGAAAAAAAUGACUACGAUUCUCUUGCUAAAUACUUGGUCGGGAACCACAGCAGAUUUCGUGAGAAUAUUAUAAUUCCGAGGAUUUUAGGACCUAUUGUCAUCAAAACAAAUGAGGAGAAAAUGAUUGAAGCUACUGUUGAGAGUUGUCCGUUCAAAUCAUUGACUAGUUGUAUCAUUGGCUACGGUCUUGGGGCAGCUGUAGGGCUUUUCACAUCAUCCCUGAUGCCCAAUGUUACCGACACCAAUGCUCCACAGACGCAAACUGCCAGAGAAAUACUCCGGGAAAUGAAAGGGGCCAUGUUGAGUUAUGCUAAGAAUUUUGCCAUCCUCGGAGCCGUUUUCUCAGGUGUUGAAUGUUGUAUAGAGUCAGCUAGGGGGAAGUCUGACUGGAAAAAUGGUACAUACGCUGGUGGUGUUACGGGUGGAUUAAUUGGAUUAAGAGGUGGCUUGAAAGCUGGUAUAUUUGGAGCAGCAGGAUUUGCAGCAUUUUCAACAGUUAUAGAUUAUUAUAUGCAUCAGCGAGGAUCCUAAAAGAUUGUACACAUAAAAAUUAUUGUUUAGUUAUAAUUAAAUAGUUGUUUUCAUUA
This is a messenger RNA of Plodia interpunctella (Indianmeal moth), 815 nucleotides long. RefSeq lists its product as uncharacterized. Gene Ontology annotation, cellular component: TIM22 mitochondrial import inner membrane insertion complex. The transcript is spliced from 3 exons. The record is from RefSeq and is a predicted model, not a curated record. Bases 178 to 759 code for a protein of 193 amino acids. Gene Ontology annotation, molecular function: transmembrane protein transporter activity. Gene Ontology annotation, biological process: protein insertion into mitochondrial inner membrane. Lineage: Eukaryota; Metazoa; Arthropoda; Insecta; Lepidoptera; Pyralidae.